AUGACGACAACCUUAAACACAUCAUCACGCAUGAUGGAGCUGAUCCGCCAGCACCUCCUCGAAGAAGCAGACUCGUUCUUCGACAACGUGACUACACUUUGUUUCUCAGAAAUCGAGUCUUCUUCAUCUGGGUCGGAUCUCAAAUCUCCGGUUGCCCAGGACGAUUUGCAGAUAAUUAAGAAGUCGGAGUCGGUGAAAGGCGAAGUGGAAUAUAGUGCGGUGAGGCAGUACAAGGGAGUGAGGAGGAGGCCGUGGGGGAAGUAUGCGGCGGAGUUAAGGGAUCCGACGAGGAAAGAGAGAUAA
Messenger RNA from Salvia splendens (bonfire salvia), 303 nucleotides. Its product is annotated as ethylene-responsive transcription factor ERF106. The record is from RefSeq and is a predicted model, not a curated record. Gene Ontology annotation, biological process: regulation of DNA-templated transcription; ethylene-activated signaling pathway. The transcript has a single exon. The coding region runs from base 1 to 303 and encodes 100 amino acids. Gene Ontology annotation, molecular function: DNA binding; DNA-binding transcription factor activity. Lineage: Eukaryota; Viridiplantae; Streptophyta; Magnoliopsida; Lamiales; Lamiaceae.